AUGUCUGCUGAGAAAACAAGCUUCUACAUACCAUUGUCCAUCAUCUUUGUUCUACUUGUGAGUCCAAAUAUCCAGCAUUCUUUGGGAGGCGACACUCUUUCAUGGUGUCAAUCUCUAACGGGAGACCAGACUUUGGUGUCCAAGGAAGGUCAUUUUGAACUGGGAUUCUUCUCACCAGGUAAUUCUAAAAAAUAUUACAUUGGCAUCUGGUACAAAAAGGUUUCACCACAAACAGUCAUCUGGGUAGCAAAUAGAGAGGUUCCGAUCUCUAACACUUCGUCUGCGGAGCUGAAGAUGACCGAAAAUGGCAACCUCGCUCUCAGCAGCAGCAGACUUGUGUGGUCAACCAAGUCAACAUCUUAUCCAGCAAAUUCUACUGUUGCCGUGAUUCUUGACACUGGCAACCUUGUUCUGAGAAACAAAUCAAACUCGUCUGCCAUAAUUUGGCAAAGUUUUGAUCAUCCAACUGACACUUGGGUACCUGGAGGAGGGGUUGGCAUGAACAAGAUCACUGGUGAGUACCAGAGCCUGAUAUCUUGGAAGAACUUUGAGGAUCCAUCUCCCGGACCAUUCAUUUACACUAUAGACCCCAGUGGUCUAAACCAGUUUCUAUUACAGUGGAAUGGGAUUGAGACAUACUGGAGCAGCGGCGUGUGGAACGGUCACGCCUACAGUGGAAUACCAGGCAUGGAUCAAAGUCCUUAUUUUGUGAGUAAUUUCACUGAUAACAAUGAGAGGAAGCAAUGCACACUGACUUUCAAUAUGAAAGAUGCAUACACACGAGGUAUGCUGGAUUCGUCUGGGCAAGCCAAACAGUGGCUGUGGACAAAUGACAGCCAAAAGUGGGCAGUGGUAGGGUCUCAACCAGCAGAUCCAUGCGACAUUUACUCCGUUUGUGGCACUUUUUGGCCUCUGCGACAGCAACAGCAAAAACAUUUUGCUCUUGCCCCCAAGGUUUUUGAGCCAGUGUCUUUUUACAGAAUGGAACCUGAAUGA
Molecule: messenger RNA, 996 nt
Organism: Dioscorea cayenensis subsp. rotundata (Guinea yam)
Lineage: Eukaryota; Viridiplantae; Streptophyta; Magnoliopsida; Dioscoreales; Dioscoreaceae
Product: G-type lectin S-receptor-like serine/threonine-protein kinase At2g19130
Exons: 1
Coding region: 1-996 (331 amino acids)
Biological process (GO): recognition of pollen
Source: RefSeq, a predicted model, not a curated record